AGGUUUGCAGGAGUGGCUUAAUGGCCGUGAAAGCAGCAGCAGAGUCGCGUUUGACAUCUCUAGCCCGACACAAGCUAAUGUUCAGCAUGUCUGAGAAGGAGCUGGGGAAAAAAUGGGACAGAUGCCUGGCAGACGGUGCCAUUAAACUCGGUACUGGUCUGGGGUUAGGAAUCGUGUUUUCUGUUCUGUUCUUUAAACGGCACACAUGGCCAAUUUCAUUCGGCUCUGGAGCGGGACUUGGCAUGGCAUAUGCCAACUGUCAAAAUGACCUAAGGUCACAUUAUCUGCUGCACAGAGGCGAAAAGGAGCAAUAGCUGCAAGUCAUCGAGGGACUGUCUUUUAUAUAUAUAUAUUUUUUUCUUUUGUUAAUUUGUUCUUUUUGUUUUGCCUGUGGGAGAGUCACCAUUUGCACUGUUUUACAGUUAGAUUCAUGUCUCCCUGCUGAACAAUCCAUCCCUAAUAUGACUAUGUAUGUGUAUGUGCCUGAUCAGGACAGUCUGUGUUUAUUUAAUAAAAUGAUCAUAACAACAAAAA
Molecule: messenger RNA, 534 nt
Organism: Toxotes jaculatrix (banded archerfish)
Lineage: Eukaryota; Metazoa; Chordata; Actinopteri; Toxotidae
Gene: micos10
Product: mitochondrial contact site and cristae organizing system subunit 10
Exons: 5
Coding region: 21-314 (97 amino acids)
Cellular component (GO): mitochondrial inner membrane; mitochondrion; MICOS complex
Source: RefSeq, a predicted model, not a curated record